UCACUGUCUUUCACGUCCACUCCGUUCGUGACUCGCCCAUUUCAUUUUACCUUCGCAUGUUCAGAUCAUCAUUGAAAUCGAGGGCUCUCUCCGAAUUGCUUUACACUUAGCUGUGCACUUCUUAUUGAGAAGGCUCGCCUCCUCUAAAUCUUGCCCAUUCUACAUUUCCCGGGCUAUCCCACUGGCGGUAAAUCGUCGCCAUGUCUUCCAACAAUGACAGUAUGAUGACCAGGUUCUUGUUUGCCAUUUUGAAGCAGAAGAACCUCAAGGAUAUCAAUUGGGACGCGGUUGCUAAAGACGAGAUCUUACCCCAACCAAUUUCCAAUGGCCAUGCCGCUCGCAUGAGAUACUCACGUUUCAAAAUCGCUAUGCUAGGCAAUGAGCCUACUAGACGAAACCGAACGGGACAGGCGAAAAACCGAGUCACAAAGUCGAAGAAGGAACCAAAAGGGAAGAAGGACAAACUUGUCAAGCUAGAAUCUACUCUAGAAUCACUCCCAGAAUCCUCGGUCACCCCAGAGCCAUCCGAGGUGCCCGCUCCCAAGAUUAAACAAGAGAGCGCCCCCUACAGCUUUGAUGAUCGGUUCACUCCUCGUCUAACUCCGGGACCAUCUGGCCCAAUUCCGGCUACUUCGGUUUCGAGCAACCAUGGCGUGAUUCAACCUCGAUUUCUUACACCGGGCAGUGAUAGCGACUUUUUCUCUCCAUCUCCAGCCUUCACACCCAGCCCCACCAGUGAGAUGGUCACUUCCCAGAACUCAUUCAACUUCCGCGAUUCGCCGUGCCCCGACCACCCCGACCCGAUGUGGCCGAGUGUUCCGCACUAUACCACCUUCGGGGCAGGUUCUUCAUUUGAUGAAUUUAGAGCUAGCCCUUGCGAGCCACCCCACGUGCAUUCUCAUCCGCACAUGCCUCCGUUUCGGACAGUUGAAUUUGAUGAAGAUUACGUCGACGUGAAGCACGAAUGGGACGAGUACUCUUGAUGGACAUGUCAGGGGCUCGGAUAGGCUGGUUUUGGGCUAUGAUGAUGUCAGGUCAGAUAGCUAAUAUACGCUGUGGGGGUUAUGAGCUGGUUUCUACGGGGAAUUGAUCAGGGAAACACGUGGAUCGCUAAUCUGUCAUGGGGUACUUUCUAUGCGGUUGGUAACAAAGGAAACCUGGGCGUUUCGGGUCGAAUAUCUGGCUUCUUGAGGGGUUUGAUGCUGGUGAAUUCACUCAUUUGGGCUUUG
This is a messenger RNA of Daldinia decipiens, 1229 nucleotides long. RefSeq lists its product as uncharacterized. The record is from RefSeq and is a predicted model, not a curated record. Lineage: Eukaryota; Fungi; Ascomycota; Sordariomycetes; Xylariales; Hypoxylaceae. Bases 201 to 983 code for a protein of 260 amino acids. The transcript has 2 exons.